Messenger RNA from Micropterus dolomieu (smallmouth bass), 5037 nucleotides. RefSeq names its product obscurin-like protein 1. The transcript is spliced from 21 exons. Gene Ontology annotation, molecular function: protein binding. Lineage: Eukaryota; Metazoa; Chordata; Actinopteri; Centrarchiformes; Centrarchidae. The record is from RefSeq and is a predicted model, not a curated record. The coding region runs from base 1 to 5037 and encodes 1678 amino acids.
AUGGAGCAGAAAGGAACCCGACGAAGACUGACCAUCCAUGAUGUUGGGACAGACGACGAUGGAGUGUAUCUCUGUGAGAUGCCAGAUGGAGGAAAGAGCAUUGCAGAGCUUUCAGUUAAAGGUACUAUUGUUCGUAAACUUCCCCGGAAGCUGGAGGUCCUGGAGGGUGAGAACGCUGUGUUCUGCGUGGAGGUGGAGAACGACGACAUGGAGAUCCACUGGUUCAAAGAUGGUUUGAAGCUACACGAGACUCACCAGACGAUCCUGAAAUCUUUUGGCAAAACCCACAUUCUGGUCUUUGUCAACGUGGCCUAUCAUGACUCAGGGGUAGUGACCUUUGUUGCAGGAAGAUCCAAGACCUCAUCACGUCUCAAGGUCAAAGCCACAAGACAUUGCCCUCCCAUCUGCCCCGUGGGCGUCAAAAUUGACGUGGAUCGACCCAACAGCGCCCUGCUCACCUGGGUUCCUGCCCCCAACAGUCAGACCUCCACCCGGUCCAUCUUUGUCGUUGAGAGACAGGAAGUGGGCUCCCAAGAGUGGCAGAAGUGUUUCACCUCGGAGAACGCCACUUCAGCUGAGGUCGGCAGCGACAGCGUGCCAUGUGAAGGCGACUACCGGUUCCGUGUCUGUUGCAUCAACAAGUAUGGGCGAAGUGGCCACGUGGAGUUUUCCAAAGCUGUCCAUCUGGCUGCUGUGAUAAAAUUCAGUCCUCUGUCAGAUAUGGACAGCAAUAAGAAGGUGGACAUUGGUGAUGCCAUUGUUCUCUACUGUGAAGUCUCCCACCCCCAUGCAAAAGUAUCCUGGUUUAAAGAUGGCGAGGAGCUCCAGGUGACCGAGGGCCUCAACAUCCAAUCAGAUGGGAACAUGAGGCGGAUUGUGAUUCAGUCAGCUGAUGCAUCUCACUCUGGAGUUUAUACAUGUGAAACUUCUGGAGAUGUCAUCAAAUUCAACGUGGACAUUGCAGGUCGUCCGGUGGAGUUCAGUCCAAUCCCAGAGGAGGAGCUCCAUAAGAGCAGCAUGGAGCUGGACCCCGUGGUGCUGCUCUGUCAUGUCUCCACAGAGGAUGCCGAAGUCAUCUGGUAUAAGGACGGCUGUGAGAUCCAGCCCAGUGACAACAUCACUCUGCAGGCAGAGGGAACCAUGAGGAGGCUGAUCAUCCGCUCUGCAGAAACCUCAGAUGCUGGCAGCUACACCUGCCAGGCAGGAAACAAUAGCGUGGAGUUUAUCGUCAAUGUCAGAGAGCCUCCAGUGAUGAUUGUGGAACCUAAGGAUGAUAUUGUGAUGGAGCGAUAUAUCUCAGAGGAGGUAGGCCUGCAGUGCGAAUUGUCUCGUUCCAGUGGGACAGUGCGGUGGUUCAAGGACGGCCAGGUGGUGGAGAAAAGCGACAAUGUCCAUUUGAUAUCUGAGGGUCCUUACAGAAGACUGACUAUCCUCAACAGCUCAGUGGAGGACAGCGGAGAGUAUGUCUGCGAAACAGACGGAGACUCUGUCUUUUUUCAGCUUGCUAUCAAGGAGCCACCGGUAAGGAUAAUUUCCCCCAGCGAAUCAGAGUUGGAACUGACCCAUUUGACCCCCGAGAGGCUGGAGCUCAGCUGUGAGAUCUCACAAGUGGAUGCCCCUGUCCGGUGGUACAGAGACAGCCUGGAGGUGGAGGAGGGUCCUAACUUGAUGCUAGAGGUGGAUGGGGCCCAACGCCGGCUGGUUAUACCCAUAACCACAGUGGACGACACAGGAGAGUAUGUAUGUGACACUGAAGAUGACUCUGUGGCCUUCCUGGUGACUAUUACAGAGCCACCCGUGAGGCUUACCCGUCCCAAAAACACACCUGACAAACUGGAAAGUUUUGCCGGCAAACCAAUUGUGCUGGAGAUCGAAGCGUCUCGACCAAAUGCUGAAGUCAAGUGGUGGCUCAAUGGCAGUGAAAUAGAGGAGAGCAGUAAUGUCACCAUCACAGAGGACGGGCUCAUCCAUCGCCUGACCAUUCACUCUCCCAGCCCAGAGGAUUCUGGGAAAUACACCUGUGACGCUGUUGAUGAUGAAAUAGAUUUCCAGGUCAAGGUUUCAGAGCCUCCAGUGAAGAUCCUAAGGAAGUCAGAGAUGAAGACAAAUCUUAAAUUCCUGAUUUCUGAUGACAUUGUGCUGGAGUGUGAGCUCUCCAGAGCCAAUGCAUUGGCCAAAUGGUACAAGGGCACCCGUCGUGUUGAGGGCGAUGAAAGGUUCUGUGAAGAGGAAGAAGGAGCUUUUCGCUCGCUGGUCAUCCUCAACGCUGAACUCGGUGACUCAGGGGAGUACUUCCUUGAUGCCGGAGAUGACAAUAUCAGCUUCCAGGUUACAGUAGAAGAGCCUCCAGUGACAAUUGUAGGCAACUCAAAUGACGCUGACUACCAGGAUAUGGUAGCAGGAGACGACCUGAUCCUAGCCUGUGAAGUGUCCCGUUCCCACGCCCCUGUCCAGUGGUACUGCAAUGACAGGCUACUUACAAAUGACUCCCGCACCUGCAUUGAGAGCUACGGCACUCUGAGAAAAAUUAUCAUCUCACAUGUCCAGCCCUCAGAUUCUGGGAAAUAUGUGUGUGAUGCUGUAGACGACAAGAUGAUCAGCACUGUGAGGAUUCAAGAGCCCCCGGUUACGUUUGUGAACAAGAAGGAUGACAUUGUCGUGACUGGUUACGAAGCCGAGAGCGUCACCUUGACGAGCUAUGUGUCCAAGGAAAACGCUCUAGUGCGUUGGCUGAAAGACUGGACAGCUCUUGAAGGCGAACGUUUUCGAGCACUCAUGGAGGGCCAUGAGCGCACCCUUACCAUCGAGCCUUUGAGGCGCUCCGAUGCUGGCGAGUACACCUGCGAUGUCAACACGGACCAGAUCCACUUCAGCUUGCUGGUGAAAGAAAUGAGAAUCAAAUUUGUGAGGCAACUCCGAGACACUGUGGCCCAUGCUGACGGUAUGGUGACCCUUCGCUGUGAGGUGUGCAAGCCAAAAGCAGACGUCCAAUGGCUGAAGAAUGGCGCGGAGGUGGUUCCAAGCAGAAGGUUCUCCAUUCGGGCAGAUGGAGUUGAGCGAAGCUUGACCAUUCACCGUUUAACCAGAGAGGAUGCUGGAGAGUACAUCUGCGAGUCCAGAGAUGACCGAACUGUGGCAACGCUGAGAGUAGAGAUGCCUCGAGUGGUGGAGUUCCUUACAGAGCUCCACAACACCACUGUACUUGAAGGAGAAGAUGCCACCUUCAAGUGUGUUGUUUCCCCCGAGGAUGUCCAGUUGGUAUGGCUCAUGGACAAUGAGGCUAUCACCCUGGGCGAUCGUUUCCAGGCAAACCAAAACGGACUGUGCCACACCUUGGUGAUCAAGAAGUGCCAGAUGUUGGACUGUUCGAAGAUUACAGCAGAGGCAGAGGGACAAAUAAGCAAAGCCAGCCUUAAAGUUCAGGAGGCUCAGGUCAUGUUUACAAAAAAAAUGGAGGCUGUCAUGGCAGAAGAGUUCGGUGACGCCACCUUGGAGACAGAGAUCAGCCUUGAGACGGGAGAGGUCCAGUGGAUGAGGCAAGGUGUGGUCAUCCAGCCAGGUCCCCGACACACGCUGGCCCAGAACGGCUGUAAACGCAGUCUGACCAUCUACAACCUGACUCUGUCGGACCGAGGAACCUAUCGCUGCGAAACUCUGCAUGACCGGACACAGGUCAAGCUCAAUGUAGAACCCCGUAAAAUCUCCAUCCAUAAAGGCUUAACUGACCAAGAAACCUUUGAACGAGAGACUGCCUCCUUCGAGGUGGAGCUCUCCCACACAGAUGUGGAGGGAAUUUGGCAGAAGGACGGCAUCCGGGUGAAACCGAAUAACCAGUGGCGGGUGAGCACCAAUGGGCGAGUCCAUGGCCUCACACUGUCCAACCUCACCCUAGAGGACACAGGCACUAUUGUCUUCUCAGCUGAAGGGGUGCGCACAACUGCCAGGCUCGAUGUCAAAGAGACUCCGGUAUCUGUCCUGAGAACGCUAGCUGAUGUCUGUGUGGAGGAGGAAUUUCCCGCCACUCUGGAGUGUGAAUUCUCCAGACAAAACAUCGACGUCAGAUGGCUUAAGAAUGGGACGGAGCUGAAGCCGGGUAAGAACUGUCGGAUCUACUCCAUGGGCCGGAAGCGGUUCUGUCAGAUCAUGCAGUGCUCCCGGGCUGACUCUGGCACCUACACAUGUGACACAGGGGAAAUCAACACUUCCUGCUCACUGGAGGUUUAUGAACAUAAGCUGGAGAUGGUGCAAGGUCUGGAGGACCUUUACAUUCAGGAGGACCAGAACGCUGUCUUCAUGUGCGAGGUUUCUUUGGAGGAUGUUACUGGGGAGUGGUACAAAGACGGCCACAAGAUCCGGCCCACUAGCACCAUCAAGAUCCGCACUGAAGGGACCAAACACUUCCUACUGAUGUGUAACGUCACAGCUGAAGAUGCUGGGGAGGUCCGCUUCGUAGCCAGGGAUGUUGAAUCUACAGCCUACCUUGAGGUAGAAGAACUCCCCGUUUCCAUUGUAAAACCCCUGCGAGAUCGUACAGCCCUAGAGAAACACCGCGUGAUCCUUGAAUGCACCGUUUCCUCGCCACGAUGCACCGCCACCUGGUACAAGGGCAAGGAGGAGCUAUUUCCCUCAGAUCGAGUGGAGAUCCUGGCCGACGGCUGCUCCCUUAAACUGGUGAUCCAGCAGGUGGCUUUGGAGGAUGAGGGCACCUACAGCAUUGAGGUUGGGGAGCACACGUCCAAAGCCAAGCUGAUGGUGGAAGCCCAAUCCCUUGUAAUGGUCAAAGAGCUGGAGGAUAAGGAGGUAACUGAGCCUGAGCCCGCAUCCUUCCAGUGUGAGGUGUCUGUCGCCAUAAACAAGCCUCCUGUUUGGACCCUGAACGGAGAGACCCUUCAGCCGGGCCCCUCAGUCCGCCUGGAAAACCAUGGGACGGUCUACAAACUGACCUUGAAAAACACCAGCGUGGACAUGAGCGGGGUGGUGAAGUUUACUAUCGGCAAGGCCAAGAGCAGUGCCACGCUCAGUGUAAUGGAAAAGUAG